AUGCCUUGUUCACGACCCACGCUUGGAACUGGUGGGGAGCCAGCGAGCCAGCGAGCCAGCGAGCCAGUGAGCCAGUGAGCCAGUGAGCCAGUGUCACGGAUGCAGUGCGCAAGGCCGCAUUGGGCGUCGCCGCUGUUUCUCCGCCUCGGAAGCGCACGUGGGGUGGCGCAGUAUGUGGCGAGGUGAGCUAGCCCGCUUGGGGGAGCUUGGGUACCGAGGUACUACGCGGGGUGCACAUGCGUGCUCCUUUGACCAUCGUGAGACAUCUAACCUCGUCCGUAGUGCGGGGAUACGAGCAUCGUAAUAGGAGAGUUAGCUCUUUCUGUAUCCAUUCCUUUCAUCUACAUCGAUGUGAUAUCAGCUUCAGACAGCCCACCGAGGCUCUACGACAACAAACCCUCCUGCGCUCUAACGCCAUAUUGCCACCAUGUCUCUCACAGCAGAGCCCGUUUCUCCCAAAGCCGCGCCGCUUCCCCCGCUGCCAUCCGAGGAUCCAUUGACUGCAGCGCAAUGGAGGACGCUUUUCGCCAUUACCGACGCCAUCGUUCCGGCCAUCAAGCCAAUCGCGACCGCAAGGACGCAGAGCGAGAUCGCGGCUACAGACAAUGAGUACUCGACCGCCAUUACCACCCUAAAGAGCCUUGCCCCAGACGCCCAUGGAGAAGAGGUUGCCAGAGCGUACCUGCAAGAGAGUGCAUCGUCCAACCCAGCGUUUAGGGAAGACUUUCAAAGAGUUGUGGCCUUGUGUCUACCUCAGUCGAGCAGGAAAGAGCUGACCAUGGUGUUGAAUAUCCUCAACACCCGCCCUGGAUCCUUAGUUCUCACCGGCUACGUGACACCUAUUGGCGAUCAGCCAGUCCAUAUCCGCGAAUCCAUCAUCCAGAGUUGGGCAACAGCCAGGCUCCCUCUCCUCCGCCAGCUCUGCCGCUCGAUGACGAUGCUCACCAAGCAGACGUGGAUCAAGACCACGAAUACCCUCCCACGUGUGUUAGGCUUCCCUCGUGUACCCGUUGGCAUGGUCCCCGGCAAAGGCUUCGACUACGAAUUCAUCCAGUUUCCUCCCGGAGACAAGCCGGAGACUAUCGAGACUGACGUCGUGAUCGUCGGAAGUGGCUGCGGAGGAGGUGUAUGCGCAAAGAAUCUCGCAGAAGCGGGAAAUAAGGUGAUUGUGGUCGAUAAUGGGCGUCAUUGGACCCCAGACCACUUCCCCAUGUCUGAAGUAAACGGAUGGAACCAUCUUUUCAUGAAUGGGGCUUUUAUAUCCUCCGACGAUACGUCCGUCAGCGUUGUAGCUGGUCAAGCUUGGGGAGGUGGUGGCACUGUGAACUGGUCUGCAUCCCUUCAGACCCAAGGCUUCGUUCGUCAGGAGUGGGCAGACAGAGGCCUCUCAUUCUUUACCUCUGCCGAGUUUCAAGAAUCGCUCGAUCGCGUCUGCGCCCGUAUGGGCGUUUCAACCGAUUACAUUGAGCAUAACCGAACGAACCAGAUGCUACUUGAAGGCGCUCGGAAGCUGGGUUAUGCUCACAAAGCCGUUCCUCAGAACACCGGAGGUAAGAGACAUUACUGUGGGCACUGUACGUUCGGCUGCGGCUCGUGCGAGAAGCAGGGACCGGUAGUUUCUUACCUGCCCGACGCGGCCCGAGCCGGCGCUACGUUCAUCGAAGGGUUCCAUGCUGAAAAGGUCAUCUUUUCCAGGAAAAGCGGAGAGAAAGUCGCGACGGGAAUUAGGGGCACAUGGAGGUCGCGGGAUGUCAACGGUGGAGUUGCAGGCGAUCCGGUUACCAAGCGGAAGGUCAUCAUAAGAGCCAAAAGGGUCAUCGUGUCCGCAGGCACAAUGCAGUCGCCGCUUCUGCUCCUCCGGUCUGGGCUCAAGAACUACCAGAUCGGGCGUAACUUGCACCUCCAUCCGGUCUCCUUCCUCGGCGCUAUUCACAAGGAGGAAAUCAAGCCCUGGGAAGGUGCUAUCCUCACCGCAGUCGUCAGCGAGCACGAGAAUCUGGACGGGAAAGGCCACGGCGUCAAACUCGAAGCGUGUAACAUGAUCCCGUCGACGUGGCUGAGUUGGUUGAAGUGGGGCGGUGGGCUGGAGUACAAGCUCAAUGCUGCUCGCAUGAAGCACAUGGCCGGGUACUUCUCCCUUGCGCGGGACCGAGACACUGGUCAAGUGUACCCGGAUCCCGUGGAUGGCCGCGUGCGCUGCAAGUACACGACUUCAAAGUUUGAUAAGAAGCACAUUAUUGAAGGGCUCAUCGCUCUCGCGAAGAUGCAGUACGUCGAAGGCGCCGUAGAGAUGUUCACCACAAUUCCAGGCGUUUCGACCUUUGUGCGCGACCCGUCUUCUUCCACGGCAAACGGCAUCAACGAGGAGAAGUUCCAGGCUUGGUUGGAAGAGAUCAGGGCGGUCGGGUUCCCGAGCCCUGAGAGCAUGUUCGUGUCGGCUCACCAGAUGGGGACGUGUCGGAUGAGUGCGACGGAAAAGGAGGGCGUGGUGGACUCUGCAGGCAGAGUGUGGGGAACGAAGGGGCUGUAUGUUGCGGACGCGUCUGUGUUCCCGUCGGCAAGCGGGGUCAAUCCGAUGGUCACCAAUAUGGCCAUUUCAGACUGGCUUUCACGGGGCAUUGCGAAGGGGCUCGAGGGCCGGCCCAAGCUCUGAGGCACCGCCCGUUGCACGCUCUUCCAUGUAU
Molecule: messenger RNA, 2684 nt
Organism: Trematosphaeria pertusa
Lineage: Eukaryota; Fungi; Ascomycota; Dothideomycetes; Pleosporales; Trematosphaeriaceae
Product: long chain fatty alcohol oxidase
Exons: 3
Coding region: 428-2653 (741 amino acids)
Molecular function (GO): flavin adenine dinucleotide binding; long-chain-alcohol oxidase activity
Source: RefSeq, a predicted model, not a curated record